UAGGUCAUAUUUACGUCGUUACGGUUUCAGGACCGGAAGUCUGCGUGUAAGAGGAAGAAAGGCCUCCGGAGCUCCGAGAAUUAUGUGAAUGAGUUUCGAAAUUGGAUUGGCCGUAGAAGAAACCUCACCGAAUUUCAUCUGACCACAUGUUUUCCUUCGUUUUCAUACCCACCCGACUUCUUCCUCCAGCGACCAUAUCUUUGCAACUCCCAACUUGCUUCUCAUCCUAACUCACAAUGGCGUCGAUGCAUAUCUGCCGCAUGCUUUUCUCUCCGGGGGUUUUUUCUACUCUUCCCGGUUUCGUAGGGGUACUAUUGAGGUUUGGACCUUCUAGUUGUCGGCUGUAUGGCACCUACAGCAGUAAAUUUGACUUCACAGACUUGACACGUCCUCAUUCAUGGUAUCCAAAUGCACGAAGGAAACAUCGCAAAAUUUUUCUGCACGUGGGUCCAACAAAUAGUGGCAAAACUCACAAUGCUUUGAAGAGACUUGAAUCAAGUGAUUCUGGCUUAUAUUGUGGUCCCCUGAGAUUAUUGGCCUGGGAAGUCGCCAAGCAAUUGAAUAAGGCUAAAAUUCCCUGUGAUCUGAUCACGGGUCAAGAAAGAGAAGAAGUUGAUGGUGCAAAACAUAAGGCCGUUACUGUUGAGAUGGCUGAUGUAACCUCCGAUUACAGUUGUGCUGUUAUCGACGAAAUUCAGAUGUUGGGCUGUAAGACAAGAGGUUAUUCAUUUACACGUGCACUACUUGGACUUUGUGCUGAUGAGGUUCAUCUUUGUGGAGAUCCGGCUGUUGUACCUCUUAUUCAGGAAAUUCUUAAAGUAACCGGUGAUGACAUUGAGGUGCAAUACUAUGAGAGACUUUCACCUCUGAUUCCAAUGAAUGUUCCACUUGGACCCUAUUCUAAUAUUAGGAAGGGUGAUUGCAUUGUCACCUUUUCACGUCGCAGAAUAUAUGGUUAUAAGAAAGAAAUUGAAAGCAAGGGUAGACAUCUUUGCUCUAUAGUUUAUGGUUCACUACCACCAGAAACUCGAACGAGGCAGGCAAUGAUGUUCAAUGAUACAACCAGUGAGUUUGAUGUGCUGGUGGCUAGUGAUGCCAUUGGGAUGGGUCUUAAUUUGAACAUCUCGAGGAUCAUAUUUUCGACUAUGGAGAAAUUUGAUGGUUUUGAGAUGCGGGAGCUUACUGUACCAGAGAUCAAACAGAUUGCAGGUAGAGCUGGCAGGUACGGAUCCAAAUUUCCCAUUGGUGAAGUAACUUGUAUAAAUGGAGCUGAUUUACCCUUACUUCAUUUAUCGCUCAAGUCCGCUUCUCCCACUAUAGAGAGAGCUGGGCUAUUUCCAACUUUUGAACUCAUGUAUUUAUAUUCCCGUCUGCACCCUGAAAAUGGCCUGCAGCAGAUACUGGAGCACUUUGUUGAGAAUGCUAAAUUAUCUGAAAAUUAUUUCAUUGCUGACUGUGAAGAAAUAUUGAAAGUUGCUGCCGUCCUUGAUGAGAUGCCUCUCAGUUUGCAUGAUAAGUACCUUUUCUGUAUCAGUUGGUUGGUGCCCCAUUUUUUUGCAGCCCUGUGGACAUGGCCGAUGACAUUACAUCCCAAGUUUGCUCAAAAUUAUGCGAAUAAAGGCAUUGUUCGGCUACGAGAAAUAUUCACAGCAGGAAUGCUUCAAGUGCCACAAACACAAGCUGCACUGAAGGAGCUCGAAUCCAUUCACAAGGUGUUGGAACUCUAUGUUUGGUUGAGUUUCCGACUGGAGGAAUCGUUCCCGGACCGCGAAUUGGCAGUUUCACAGAAGUCAGUCUGCAGCAUGUUAAUUGAGGAGUUUCUGGGAAGCGGAUGGCAAAGACCAAGAACAAGGCAAUUGAAGUCGAAUAUCCGCUCAAGAUCCUUGCUGUCCUCUAGUGUUAAACGACAUCUCUGAGACACUAAUUACAUAAUAGUAGCUUGAAAAGCUGAGAAGUUCGAACGGUUUCUUUAUCCCACUAAAUGUAUUUACAUUGAAAAGAGCUUCUUCAAGCAAAAAGGCUGCUCCUUUCUACAUUUUGACCCUUCCAAUUAGACAUAGGUUAUCUUAUUUAGUUACUCUAUAAAUCUUUCCGGUAAAUCUGGUUACAUGAGGGAAACUUUUUACCAUUAGUUAAGCUCCAUUGCAGAUAAAUAAAAAGGAACAUUUUUGUA
Benincasa hispida (wax gourd) is the source of this 2173-nucleotide messenger RNA. It is a transcript of the gene ATSUV3, whose product is annotated as ATP-dependent RNA helicase. Gene Ontology annotation, biological process: mitochondrial RNA 3'-end processing. Gene Ontology annotation, cellular component: mitochondrial degradosome. Lineage: Eukaryota; Viridiplantae; Streptophyta; Magnoliopsida; Cucurbitales; Cucurbitaceae. Gene Ontology annotation, molecular function: hydrolase activity, acting on acid anhydrides; ATP binding; RNA helicase activity. The record is from RefSeq and is a predicted model, not a curated record.